This is a messenger RNA of Morone saxatilis (striped sea-bass), 536 nucleotides long. Its product is annotated as phosphatidylinositol N-acetylglucosaminyltransferase subunit Y-like. Lineage: Eukaryota; Metazoa; Chordata; Actinopteri; Moronidae. The coding region runs from base 38 to 250 and encodes 70 amino acids. The transcript has a single exon. The record is from RefSeq and is a predicted model, not a curated record.
AUACAGAGGAACCCUGUAUCAGAAGCCAUCUGCAACUAUGUUCUCCCUGUCCGUGAUGGUGGGGCUCGUCCCGAUAGUGUCUCUUUUCGGUUUGUUCUACUCUGCCGCGGUGGAUGAGAACUUCCCUCAGGGCUGCACCAGCAGCAGCAGUCUGUGUUUCUACAGCCUGCUGCUGCCGGUCACCAUCCCCGUCUACGUCUUCUUCCACCUCUGGAGCUGGAUGGGGAUCAAGCUCUUUAGACACAACUAGGCUGUUCUGACCCACCUGAAAACACUUCGGUUCAAUUAAAUCAUCUGUUUGUAUUUCUUCCAUUUUUGUGUUUGUGGGUUCAUAAAAUGUACAUUACAAGCUCAGCUACAAUGGAGUUUAAUAGCAGAAAAUGUUGCUUUCUCCACAAACACACAGAAGAAGUCAGUUCUGGGAGUAACCAUAGUUGGAGUUUUGCUUUAAUGCUAAUACUGUUUUUUUAAGGUGUAAUAACUGCUCUGUGUAAUAACUGGCAACAAAUAUAAAUAAAGGUUUAUUUUCUUUGGAA